Messenger RNA from Clonostachys rhizophaga, 354 nucleotides. The record is from the annotation of a GenBank genome assembly. Lineage: Eukaryota; Fungi; Ascomycota; Sordariomycetes; Hypocreales; Bionectriaceae.
AUGAGUGGGAAGUUUGAGCCCAAAGCUCCGGUGAACCUGGACCCUCCCAAGGAUGACCCAAUUUCUCUUGCGGAGCUGGCCAAAGCGAAUGGCGCCGAGGGACAGAAAUGCUAUGGUAAAGUAUACGAUGUGACUGGCAACAAGGCCUAUCAACCUGGUGGCUCAUACCACGUUUUCGCCGGCAAGGAUGCCUCGAGAGCACUUGGAAAGUCAUCAGUCAAGCCAGAAGACGUCAGUGCAAAUUGGCAAGACUUGCCUGACGGCGAGAAGAAGGUCUUGGAUGACUGGAUCACCUUCUUCUCCAAGAGGUACAACAUUGUCGGGCGUGUAGAGGGUGCAACAAACACCGACUAA